Messenger RNA from Benincasa hispida (wax gourd), 1862 nucleotides. Its product is annotated as protein WVD2-like 2. Gene Ontology annotation, molecular function: microtubule binding. The record is from RefSeq and is a predicted model, not a curated record. NCBI's taxonomy places the organism in Eukaryota, Viridiplantae, Streptophyta, Magnoliopsida, Cucurbitales, Cucurbitaceae. Gene Ontology annotation, biological process: microtubule cytoskeleton organization.
CAGUUUUUGGAGCACGUCACUUUAAAAUCUCGACGAGCAAUUGGAAAAAUUAAAAAAGAAAAAUAUAGAAAAAGAAAGAAAAAAAAAGGGUGGGAGCAUUUCUUUUUUCUUUUUCCAUUUUAGUUUGUCUUGUUAUUCAGAGUGGAGGAGGAAGAGAAGAGGAGAGAAAAGGGGAUUCAUAGAGAGAAGAGAGAGAGGGUUGAGUUUGAAGAUCUUGUCAGAUCGAGCAACAACUGCUACCCAAUCUUCCACAUUAUCUGUUUUUAAUUCUUCAGGAUUUCAGUUUUCUUCUCUCCUUCGGAAUUCACUUUGAAUCCUUGCUUCUAUCACAUCAUGGGGAGGGAGCCAAGUGCUGUAGAAGUUGAACAAAAGCCGAAUGGGGUUGCUCAUGACGUAGUUCAUGUUGCGCCAAGAGUUGCGGUAAGAAACAUUGAGGCCAAGGACUAUGAAGUAAAGGAAUGUACUGAAGAAAACUUGAUCAUUGAAAAAUAUGAUGAGAAGGUAGAGGUGUUAAGUAUCAAAAGUACUAAUCUUGAUGGUGAGGAGAAAUAUGAGAAGUCUCGACUUGAGAAGUUUGGUGAGUACCAGAAGUCAAGCCCAAUUGGAUCAAAAUCUCCAGGAAAUAUGAGGGGGCAAUACACCGUUCCACAGCCGUUUACUUUGGAAACUGAAAAACGCGGUCCAUGUGCACAUAAUAUCGGAAACGAUGCAACUACCACUACUGGUGUCAACAUUUCACCAAAUCUGCAAUCUCCUAGUGCUAAGAAGAACUCUCAGCCAAAUUCACCGCUUUCGAUAAGGAAGCACGUGAAAUACCACGAUGAAGAAGAUAAUUGGUCCAUCAGUUCCUCUGUUGCAACUUCUGUGAAAUCUAAGGUAACUGUCGGUGUCGCUCCGACUUUUCGAUCUGCUAGUCGUGCCGAGAGAAGGAAGGAGUUUUACCAAAAAUUGGAAGAGAAACACCAAGCUUUGCAGGCAGAGAAAAGCCAAUAUGAAGCCAGAACAAAGGAAGAGCAAGAAGCAGCCAUCAAGCAACUGAGGAAGAGCUUAAUCAUCAAAGCAAACCCAGUGCCUACUUUCUACUAUGAGGGACCCCCACCCAAAGUUGAACUCAAGAAGCUGCCAUUGACUCGACCCAAGUCACCGAAUUUUACUAGGAGAAGGAGCUGCGGCGAUGCAGUUAACUCAAAUAUAGAGAAGGCAAAAGUAUGUACUCGAGUGAAACGGCAUAGCCUUGGAAGUAUUAGAACAGAUCCGACUAACGUUAUGACGACUCCAAAAUCUAAGGGGCAAAUUAGUGGGCGGAGUAGCGGUAGCAAGGUGAAGGACAGAGUAAAUCAUCAGGAUAAGGAGACAACAAAAACAACUGCUGCUAAGAUUCCUGAGCAGAGAAGCAAUUUGGAUAUAACAGUUCAGUCAUGAACUUGGGACUUUUCUCUGAAUUUAAAGGGAGAAAAAAAAGGGUUCUUCAUCUUGUAUUUCUCAUUGUUGCCAAAUGGAUAUUCUAAAAGGAGUUGUUCUUUUUCUUUUCAGUUUUAACUGGAUUUUGGUAAUAUGAAAUUUGUAAAUGUUUUGUAGUUAUGAUUUGUACUGACAAAUAGCUUACUAGUUGUGUUUAGAGAGUGUGUCUGGUGAUUUUUUCUUUUUCUUUUUCUUUUUUUUUUUUGGUUUGUUUUCUUUUUUCAUUUAGGUAAGGUUUAGGAAGAUUUCACAGCUGAGAGAAGAUAGUACAAGAGAAGUAGAAUAGUAUCAGUGUACGGUUUCUUUGAUGCAAAAUCUUUAUGCUUAAGAUUUGGGGUUGCUCGUGGAAGUUAGACGUUGAAUGUCGCUUCUUGAAUAUUAAGGGUUGGUUUGUUUCACAA